Messenger RNA from Myiozetetes cayanensis, 883 nucleotides. RefSeq names its product coiled-coil domain containing 158 (gene CCDC158). NCBI's taxonomy places the organism in Eukaryota, Metazoa, Chordata, Aves, Passeriformes, Tyrannidae. The transcript has 5 exons. The record is from RefSeq and is a predicted model, not a curated record. The coding region runs from base 413 to 883 and encodes 156 amino acids.
AGGCGGGAGGGAGAGGCGAGGCGGUUCUCUUCUCGGCGGGAGUUGUCGGCAGCAGCGCCCUGCGGAGGCGCGACCCCGCAGGAGCGGAGAGAACAAGCAAGAACCCCAAAGUCAGUGCACCCAUCAAGUCAGCCACCUGGAAUCCACAGUUUCUCAUCUCCGUUCCAAAUCAGAGGAAGUGAAGAGGAAGUAUGAAAACCAGAUCAAAGACCUCGAGAAGCAGUUGCACCUAGCUCGCUCUGAGCCAGCAGAAGCUCACGCAGAACAGGAUCAAUGUGACCAAGAAUCUGGAAAUCUGAGGGACCAGAUUCAUCAGUCAUUGAUUAAGCUUCAUAAAAAAGAGAUAGAACUAAGCCUGGAAAAAGAGCAGAAAAAGCGAUUUUGGGAUCAGACCACAGAAAACAGCAUCACCAUGGACCAGCUCAGGAGACAGCUGGACAACAAAAACCAGCAGCUGCAGAGCAUGGAAGAGGCAGUGGAGGAAAUGAGGACGGAGUGUCACAGGCAAAUGGAGUGCCAGAUGGCUGCAAUUAAGGAAAAAAAUGAAAGCAUUGGAACAGUCUCCUCUUUGAGUGUCCAGCUGGAGGCAACCAAGGAAACGCUCCAUAAAGUUGAGGAUGACCUUGCAGCCAAACAGAUGGAGUUGAAGGCUGCUGGAAAAACAGUGUCAGGUCUGACAGCCUUUGUGCAGGAGAAGGAGAGAGCCCUUGGGGUUACCAGCCAGGAACUCAAGGAGCUGCACUCCCAGCUUGGCAGCAGGAUGCAGGAGCUCCAGCAUCUAAAGAAGGAAGAGGGCUGCUUACACAAGGUGCAGUCGGGUGUGAGACACCGAAACUGCAGGUGUUGGAGAAGGAAAGAAUCAGAUCUUCCAAAAGCAAAUUGA